CCCCAAUUCACUCCAGCCUGCAUCCAAUGUUCCUGUAGGACCUACCCCGGUUCCUGCACCCUUUUCCACACAUACGCAUCUGGGCAUGCUCUCACUGAAAGUCACAUUGCGACCGUGACAAGAUGCCUAUCGCACUCGGCCUGGAGGGCAGUGCCAAUAAACUCGGCGUGGGCAUCAUCUUCCAUCCUCCUUCUACCCCACCCUCGCCUCACGAUAGCGCACACUCCGACGAUGAGGUUCCGAAAUCGCAGUCUAAACCCUCCGCCUCCUCCCAAGUCCAGAUCUUAUGCAAUCUAAGACAUACCUUCGUCUCGCCUCCCGGCACCGGCUUCCUCCCAAAAGAUACAGCAGCCCACCACCGGCGAUGGGUCGUCCGGUUAGUGAAGCAAGCCAUCAAACAGUCCAAGAUUCAAAUCGAGGACAUCGACUGUAUAUGCUUCACCCAAGGUCCCGGAAUGGGCGCUCCUCUGUCCGCAGUAGCAAUCGCCGCGAGAAUGCUCAGUCAGUUAUGGGACAAACCACUGGUCGGCGUGAAUCAUUGCGUUGGUCACAUUGAAAUGGGCCGCACGAUCACCGGGGCAGACAAUCCGGUCGUCCUGUACGUCAGCGGCGGCAACACUCAAGUCAUCGCCUACUCUGCCCAGCGGUACAGGAUCUUCGGCGAAGCGUUGGACAUUGCGGUGGGAAAUUGUCUGGAUCGGUUUGCAAGAGUAAUAAAUAUCAGCAACGAUCCUGCGCCGGGUUACAACAUCGAACAGCUUGCGAAGAAAGGAGGGGAUGUGCUACUGGAUCUACCCUAUGCCGUCAAGGGCAUGGACGUCAGUUUCUCCGGCAUCCUGGCUAGGGCUGAGGAGAUGGCGAGGCGACUACACGCGGGGCGCAAAGGGGAGCAAGAUUUGUGGAAGGAGGGUGACAAGGUGAUUGGGGAGGAGGACUUGUGCUUCACUCUCCAGGAAACCCUCUAUGCCAUGCUGGUGGAGAUUACAGAAAGGGCGAUGGCGCAUGUGGGCGCCCGACAGGUCUUGAUCGUCGGUGGAGUUGGCUGCAAUGAGCGCUUGCAGCAGAUGAUGGGCAUGAUGGCGGCCGAUCGCGGAGGAUCGGUGUUCGCCACGGACGAGCGCUUCUGCAUCGACAAUGGUAUCAUGAUUGCGCAUGCUGGACUUCUCCAGCACAGCAUGGGCUUCCGGACGAAGCUUGAGGAGAGUUCAUGCACGCAAAGAUUUCGAACCGACGAGGUCUUGAUCAAUUGGAGGGAUUGAAAGACACCGAGGACAGCAAUCACGAAUGAUACGAAUGGUU
Molecule: messenger RNA, 1299 nt
Organism: Neohortaea acidophila
Lineage: Eukaryota; Fungi; Ascomycota; Dothideomycetes; Mycosphaerellales; Teratosphaeriaceae
Product: glycoprotease family-domain-containing protein
Exons: 2
Coding region: 123-1259 (378 amino acids)
Biological process (GO): tRNA threonylcarbamoyladenosine modification
Cellular component (GO): EKC/KEOPS complex; cytoplasm
Source: RefSeq, a predicted model, not a curated record